AUGGGGCUGGACGUCUUAGCUGUUAGUGACAUUCGGAGGGAAUGCAUUUCAAUACACAUUGGCCAAGCAGGAGUGCAGAUGGGAGAUAUGUGUUGGGAGCUCUAUUGCCUAGAACACGGUGUGACGCCUAAUGGCACCAUGAAGAUUACAGACAGUCAGUCGAAUUCAAAUAACUGCCACAAUUCGUUCUUCUCUGAAAAUGAAGCCGGGAGGCACAGUCCGAGAGCCAUCAUGUUGGAUUUAGAACCUACGGUCAUAGACCAGGUGCGCAGUGGACAGUACAGGGAGCUGUACCACCCAGAGCAGCUGAUAUCCGGCAAGGAGGACGCAGCCAACAACUACGCCCGCGGCCACUACACAGUGGGCGCCGAGUUGAUCGACGCCGUGAUGGACCGCGUGCGCAAACUCUCGGAGCGCUGCGACGGCCUGCAGGGUUACAUCGUGUCGCAUUCGCUGGGCGGCGGCACCGGCUCUGGCUUCACGUCGCUGCUCAUGCAGCGGCUCGCCGACUCCUUCCGCAAGAAGACCAAGCUCGAAUUCGUCGUCUACCCAGCCCCGCAGGUAAAUGCGCAACGUGUCACACCAGUCUCGCGCGUCUGUAUCACCAUUAGGUACACGGAGACUCCCUAG
Molecule: messenger RNA, 630 nt
Organism: Schistocerca cancellata (South American locust)
Lineage: Eukaryota; Metazoa; Arthropoda; Insecta; Orthoptera; Acrididae
Exons: 3
Coding region: 1-630 (209 amino acids)
Biological process (GO): mitotic cell cycle; microtubule cytoskeleton organization
Cellular component (GO): microtubule; cytoplasm
Molecular function (GO): GTP binding; structural constituent of cytoskeleton
Source: RefSeq, a predicted model, not a curated record